AUGAACGCUCUGUGUGCGUAUAUGUUUGUGUAUUUGUGUGUAUGUUGUGUAUGUGUGUAUGUGUUGUUUGUGGUGGAAGACCGACUGCAAACUUAUGAUGAAGUUGAAGUUGAUGAUGAUGAUGACGACGACGAAGAUGAUGAUGAUAUUUUUGAUCGACGAACAAAACAAAAACCACCAACAACAAACAACCAAAUAGCUGCACAACAAUACCAAGAAGUGUUUUGUUGUUUAAUGAAAGGGAAGGAAGCGUAA
Molecule: messenger RNA, 255 nt
Organism: Enterobius vermicularis (human pinworm)
Lineage: Eukaryota; Metazoa; Nematoda; Chromadorea; Rhabditida; Oxyuridae
Source: the annotation of a GenBank genome assembly